UUGUCGCGGAGGGGGGCGGGGGCAGGACAGCACCGCAACUGCAGUCAUCAUUGGACCACGUUGGCUGGCGGUGGGAAAUUUUAAAAAAAGAUCCGUCGAGCGGAGAGAAAAAGAAAAAAACACGAAGGAAAAAGAAACGAAAAUGAGAUGAAGGGGGUGUGUAUACGGAGUACGGAGUACAGAGUAGUAGAGAGUAGAGUUAGGAGAGAGUGUGGUUGGAAAAGACCGACUCAAAAAGGAAGGAAGAGGCUCUGCUGGACGACACCGGUACUUUGUAUAAUUCUGGAUCUUUUCUACAAAUUACCUUCUGUCGCGUCUCUUUUUAUUUAUUUUUGCUCUUCUCAGCGAGGCGCAUCCAUUUGCUUUCUGUCAUAUAAUCCGACUCUUCCCUCUUUGUCUCCGUCUCUUUCUACUAUCGUUCCUUGGCCCUCAUUCGUUUGCUACCUUGACCUAUAUAACACGGACUCAUAUAACGCUGUCUAUUGAUCAAAUCCUCUGUUUGCCUGGGUCCCUGCCUGUUUGUAAUAGCCGCUGGCUCGUGCUAGGUUCCUGAUUCGGCCUUGCACCUGGUCGU
Aspergillus glaucus CBS 516.65 is the source of this 574-nucleotide messenger RNA. RefSeq lists its product as uncharacterized. The record is from RefSeq and is a predicted model, not a curated record. NCBI's taxonomy places the organism in Eukaryota, Fungi, Ascomycota, Eurotiomycetes, Eurotiales, Aspergillaceae. The coding region runs from base 148 to 486 and encodes 112 amino acids. The transcript has a single exon.